AUGGCUAAGGGCGGCCACUCACAUAGAAACACGCUCAAGAAGGACCACAAACCUUUCAAGUCCAAACAUGCAUCCAAAGGUCUGUUGAAGAACCAGUACAAGGGUAAGGUUGAGAAAUCAACUGGAGGAUCCAACAAGGCGAUUCGUGUUGUCAGCAAGUUGGAGAGAAAGAACUUGUCAAAGCAGUUGAAGGAGAAGAAAAUGUUAGAGUCAAAGUUGGUGCGGAAAUUGUUCGAAGGUAGCUCUGGAGCUGAAAAGAUUGUUACCAUUAUUGGCUUGACUAACGACAUCAAUGUAUCAGACAUAUUGUCUCAGUUCGUCAAUUCUUUGAAGGAGAACCCCGAUGAGCCUGAUCAGGUCUUUGAGAGCCCCAUGGUGGCCUCUUUGAAGUUGCCACGCUUCAAGUCCAAUAUCAAAUUCAUCUUACCUGACCACUCCAACCUUCUCUCUGUAUUAGACGCCGCUAAAGUUGCUGACUACGUUGUGUUUGGCCUUUCUGCCGUGGAAGAAGUCAAGGAGUACGGUGAACUGAUCUUGCGUGCUGUGAUUGCACAGGGUGUAGCAUCUGUUGUUGGUGUCAUGCCUAACCUUGUGUCUGCUUACCCCAAGAAGAAUUUCCAGGACGACAUCAGACUGUCAUUGGAGUCGUUUUUCAAGCACUUCUUCCCUACUGAAGAAAAGUUGUAUGCUUUGGAAAGUGAAAGAGAUUGUCUUAACUGUAUCAGAACCAUUUCGCAGCAAUUCCCCAAGCCCGUCAAUUGGAGAGAUGCCAGAGGCUAUGUUUUGGCGGACAAUACAUACUGGCAUGCACUUGAGGGAGAGGAUGGGUACGUGGUCGUCGAAGGUACUGCUAGAGGUAUCGGGUUCAGUGCCAACAGAUUGGUACAUAUUGCUGGCCAUGGAGACUUCCAAGUUGACAGAAUUGAACAGAUCUCCAGACAUAAGAACGAGGAGAACAAGGGGUAUGUUCCAGAUGAGAACAGAGAGACCUUGGAGGAGUUGAGCCCAGAGGAGAUCGAGAUGGAGGACGAUUACGAAGACUUCGAUUACGACCAGUACGAAAAGGGUAUCAAGAUGGAAGGAAAGAACUACUUUGACAGCAGCGAUGGUUUUGGGCCAAGAAAGAUCAAGCCCCCUAAGGGAACUUCUGAAUACCAGAGUAAAUGGCUUUUGGACGACGUUCUCGAAGGAGCCUCUGAUGUUGAAGAUGAUGACGAGGAAGACAUGGAAGCCUUGGAUGAAAUGAGGGAUGAAAUGGAAGUCGAGGGUGGAAACACUGAAUAUGAACCUACUGAAGCUGGAGAUUUGCAAUCUGAAAUGUUUGUGGAAUUGUCCCCUGAGGAGGAAGAGGAACAAUUGAGACAAUUCCGUGCAUUGGAGAAAGAAGAUAAGGAGUUCCCCGAUGAAGUCGAAUUAUCUCCUACAGACUCUGCCAAGGAUAAAUUCCGUGAGUACAGGGGUAUCAAGUCAUUGGGAAGUUGUGACUGGGAGUGGGAUGAGCAUGAUUCCCAGAGACCUAGCAUUUACUCGAGGUUGUUGCGUAUCAACAACUUCAGAGCCACCAGAAACAAGAUGCAGAAGGAUGCCAUUAAAGAGGCACAAGUGACCAUCGGAAACAAAGUUCGUUUGUACAUCAAGGCCCCUCAAUACAUUUUGGCCAACGUUGAGGUGGCCAAGGCACCUUUUGUUGUCUACUCUUUGCUUGCUCACGAACACAAGCUUGCGGUUGCCAACUUCUCGUUCAAGUCUUGGGAAGACUACGAGGAGCCAAUUCCAUCUGGAGAGGCCAUUGUGGUGCAGUAUGGUUUCAGACGUCAAGUCAUCACUCCUACAUUCAACCAGGCAUCCAACAGCGCCAACAACGUCCAUAAGUUCGAAAGAUUUGCACACCUUGGAGAUACUUGCAUUGCGACUGCUAUCGCACCUCCACUCUUCUAUAACGCUCCAGCUAUCUUCUUUAGGCAGACUGCUCCAGGUGCUCCAAUUGAGCUUGUGGGCCAGGGUACGUUCUUGAACUGUGACCACACACGUGUUUUGGCCGAGAGAAUUGUGUUGACGGGCCACCCAGUGAAGAUCCACAAAAGAUUGGUGACGGUCAGAUACAUGUUCUUUAAUGCCGAAGAUAUCAACUGGUUCAAGGCAGUGCCGUUGUUCACAAAAUCUGGAAGAACUGGAUUCAUCAAGGAGAGUUUGGGUACGCAUGGUUACUUCAAAUCUACAUUUGACGGGCGGUUGACUGCACAAGAUGUUGUUGCCAUGCCUCUUUACAGAAGAGUGUGGCCUGGACUUUCGCAGCAAUGGACUGAGUAA
Molecule: messenger RNA, 2310 nt
Organism: Sungouiella intermedia
Lineage: Eukaryota; Fungi; Ascomycota; Pichiomycetes; Serinales; Metschnikowiaceae
Source: the annotation of a GenBank genome assembly